AUGAUGGACACGGACGCCAUGAAGAUGGAGCAGAUGAUGGAAGUCUCCAAGUCGGGUGUCUUCUUCGACCCGUCCUUCUCGACGCCCUUCCCCGGCUUUCAGAACUUCAACCCGCCACUCCAGUCGCUCCAUCCCCAGUUCAACCUGCACAACGAGGUGCAGGAGCCCGACUCGCCCGGCUCCACCUCCACCAACAACUCGCUGCACGGGCAACGCGACGGGUUGGCGGUGCUGAACCACCUGAAACACUCGCCGAACCUGCUGCAAACCCAGCUGCAGGAUCAUCAGAUGGGCCAAUCGGCGGCCGCCAAAAAGCAGCAGCUGGAGGACUCGCGCGUGAAGCGGCCAAUGAACGCGUUCAUGGUGUGGAGCCGGGGGCAGCGGCGGAAGAUGGCCACCGAGAACCCGAAAAUGCACAACUCCGAGAUCAGCAAACGCCUCGGGCAGGAGUGGAAGGAGCUUAGCGAGGCCGACAAGCGGCCCUUCAUCGACGAGGCGAAACGCCUCAGGGCCAUCCACAUGAAGGACCAUCCCGACUACAAAUAUCGCCCACGGAGAAAGAGCAAGACCCAGGGCAAUGUGCAGAAGAAAGUGAUGACUGCGAACGCGCACGCAGCCCAGCAUUUGCAAUUUGACGCGCUGAAACAUCAAAAUGUGAGUAUUGGAAAAUUCUUGUUUUUCUUCGAUUUCUGGAGCCUUGAAAAGAGAUUUACCUAAAAAUUUAGAGAUAAUAGAUUGGUGUGGUAACUUUUUUUAUAUGAUUUUACACCCGCUUUUACCGAAAAAACCACCCAAAAAGUUUUUCCCCAAACUUUUUUAAUUUGUUUUCUACCGUAAUCGGGAACCAAUUUUUUCGAGUCCAAUUCUUGGCCUCCCAUGGCGGCCUCUCUCUUUAAUCCAUUUAAAAAAGUUUUUGGUCCGAAAAAGUUUUGGAAAUUAGUUAGAUUACGCACAUAUGGCAUUACUUUUCGAUUCGGCUGGGUAAUUAAGGAAAUUGGGCCGACAAAAGUCGAAAAAACUCGAAAUUCGCUCGGAAAUUCGGAUUUUUUUCGGCACAAAAUAUACUGUAGAUUGAAGACGGAGCCCACAGGGACCAAAUUUUUCAAACUCUGCUACAAUUUUACACGAAAAAAUUGGAGUGAAAUUGAAGUACUUUUUUGAUGACUAAAGCAUAUUGAUCAUCAAAAUUUUCAGUUCUCCGCCUACCCGAACGCCUGGAACAACCUCCAAACCCCAACGACAGCGGCCAACUACGAUUUCGGAAUGUAUUAUAACCUCGCGAACCAUUACCCUCAGGCGGGCAGCCCCGUGAAUGGGUACUUCCAUCAACAACAACAACAGCAGAACCAGAAUGCACAUCAGCAGAAUCAGAUGGCCCAGUUGGAGAUGAAUCAGAAUGGAUUCACAACAGCAUUGUCGCUGAAAUCACCGGGUAAGAGGGGCGAUUUUUUGAGGGGAAAAUUUUUAGGAUUUUUUUACAUGUUUUCCUAAAAAUUUUUCUAAAAAAAUUAAAAAACGUUGAGCAAAAAUGAUAAAUAUUGAGUUUUUAUACUACUCCUUUUGAAUGGCAUCAACUUCAAAAUCAAUAUGCAAAUGCUUACUGUAUUUUUUACAUUUACGUUUUGAUCCAUAAUUACGGAUGAAAAACGUCAAAAUUUAUGAAUCUUUCAAAAAAGCCCCUAAAAACAUCAAAACGUAAUUUUUGACUAACUUCCUCCAAUUUCAGGCAACACCGACGACUCCACCGCGCCCCCAUCCGCCUCCUCCAACUCGUCCUCGAACACGGUGCAGCCGCAGAACGCGCCCACACAGCCCGCGCUGCCGGCCGGCCUCUUCGACGCGCCCGACUUCUUCGCCCCCAACUACGCUGCCAUGAUGGGCUACACCGGCCUGAAUUGCUUCGAUGGCAUGAACGGACUCCAACAACAGCUGCACCAUCAACAAUUACAGUAA
Messenger RNA from Bursaphelenchus xylophilus (pine wood nematode), 1953 nucleotides. The record is from the annotation of a GenBank genome assembly. Lineage: Eukaryota; Metazoa; Nematoda; Chromadorea; Rhabditida; Aphelenchoididae.